AUGGCACCACCAUCACAAAACAUAGAAAGAGAUAAUCAGGUGUCAGAAGAUAUCAUUGGUUAUUUGUUAGCAAAAAAUGACGAAGAUCGAUUGUUAGAGGUUGCCAAAUCAAACACUGACAACGUCGAAUUGGUCACUCGUAUUUGCGAAAGAAUCCACGAGAUUCUCAAUGAAAUCAACACCAAAAAGACACAGUUGGAGGAGUCGAUCAAACAAGAAUCGACCCGCGAGUCAGAAAUCAAGACAACCAUUCCAUACUACAAAUACUCUGCCGAGGAACGAUCCAAUCUGGAUAACAUCGCAUACCAUCGUACUCUGUAUGCUGGUCUUCCCGAACGUCUUCGUAUCAAUUUCGUGCAAUACCAAAGAAAGCUCACCGAUGCAUCGAUCCUUUUACUCCAAGCUGCCUACACAUCCUAUCAAAAGGAACUCAAGAUUGUUAAAUUUAACAAUGCUCCACCAUCAAAUGCUUCUGCCGUUGUAGCAGAUAUUGCUGCUUCUGCUGCCAAGCCAUCUGAUUCAAUGGAAGUUGAUAAUAACAACAAGAAUGGGUCACCAACAACAUCAGAAGGUGAUGCACAAGAAGAAGCAUUGUACAAAAAGUUCCAAGAUGUUUUAGAAAAGGUAUUGGCACCUAUUCAAUUACCAGAUUGUAUUAUGGAGAUUGCCAAGAUUUUGGAUGACAACAAGAUGGGUAUCCUUUGCAUCAAGGUUUGUCAACGUGCUGCCGAUGCCAUCUUGGCUCAAAGAGCACUUGUCACCAAGAAUCAAGUACAAUCACACCUCGAACUCAACCAACUUCCAUAUGCCGUUGCCGAGAGAGCCACUGGAUCCCUCUUUUCCACUUUGGCCUUUUUCAAGGACAAAAUCGCCAAAAAGGAGGCACUCAGCCAACAAGAGUUACAAGAACUUGAACUCUUACAAAAUGGUGAACUUUUAAAGGAAAUCAUUGAAUUCUACAUUCCAACUGUUCUCAAUGAUCCAGAACUCAUCUUAAAGAUUGGUCAAUUCUUGUUAAGCAAGGAACAAUUUAAACAUGUAAUUUUAUUAACUGAAAGAGCAAGAAUGAGACUUGAUGCAACUGAAGUAUCAAGAAAGGAAAAAUUGCAACUUGAAAAGAAGAUUCGUGAUCUUCAAGUAGACAUUAAAUCGAUUGAACGUGUCAAUGGUAGUACCACUGCCAAGACCGAUGAAGUAAAGGCACUUCAAAAACAACUCGAUGUAUUCAAACUCCUUCCAUCUCAUUACCAAGCCUCUGAUGCUCAAAUUGGUGAUUUCACACUUAGAAUUGCACAAUUACGUGUUAAAUGUAUUCUUGAAAUGAAAAAAGCAUCAAAGGUUAAUGUAAAUAAUUCAAUUGGAGAUGUAAAUGAGAAAUUGUAUGAAACUUUGGAUACAUUGAGAGAUCCAAAACACAUUUAUGAAUUGGCCAAGUUGAUUCAAUCACACAAGGAGAAUGAAGCAGCUCUUAGAUAUGGUGAGAGAUGUCAAAUGUAUAUUGGUGAGUUGGAAAACCAAAGAGAGAUUAGAUUGCCAAUCCAAAGCCAAUACGACGAGAUUUCAAAGCAAGAAGAGACCCUUCGUCUUGCAGGUACCAAGUUGUCAGCCAUCCAACAAGAAAAGCUCGAUGCCUUUAGAGCCAAGCUCGAUCCACUCCCAGCAUGGCCCUAUUUUGCCAACCUGUUCGAUCGUUAUCAAUACGAUGAGUUGCACUUGCUCAUUGCUAUCGUCAUGAUUAGCAGUGUGUUGGACAGCAAGAACAGCCUCGAAUCGCAAGUCGGCAUUGCCGAGUACGCCGCCAAAAAGGAGCUCAUCGAUCGUCAGUUUGAGAAUCUUGUGCACUUGUGUCUCGAAAAGUUCAAGGAUCCAGCCUACCUCGUCAAAUUCUCCACACACAUGCGUGGUAGCAAGGAGGACAAGGUCGUCAUCAAGAUCACCAACCAGUUGUUCAAGCGUUGUGCCGAGAUUGAAGACAUGCGUCUCGAACGUCUCUCUGCACUCAAGCGUAUCAGGACCACCACUGAAAGCAUCCCACGUGCCACUCCAGAAAAGCAGCAACAAUUGUUUGCCAAAAAGAAGGAGCAAGAACAGGCAUUGGAAGAGUUGCCAGUGUGGCCACACUAUGCCAGACUCGACGUUGAGCGUCAGUACGAGGACACCAAGUACCAAGCUUCGCUCGCAUUGAUGGAGUCGUUGCUUGAAUGCCACAACUUUAUCGAAGAGAAGCUCCGCAAGAAAAAGAUGUUUAAUCAGGCCAUCGCUGCCAACGUGUCCGAGGAAGAUCUCAUCAAAGAGCGUGAUUUGUUGAACCACCGUAUCACCGAGUCGUUGGCCGUCUGCUUGCCCAAUUUAGACAACCCCAAGCUUAUUGUCAACCUUGCCACCCAACUUGGCCCACGUCGCGAGUCAAUCUUUGUCGAUAUUGCCAAGUACUUCCACCCCAAGCUCGAAGAAUUGGCUGCCAAGGCUAGCCAACUCAAACAAGAUCAAGUAAUGCUCGCCCUUCUCGAAGAGGAGCUUGUCGACUUGACCCGCAUGAAAAAGGAUAUGUCGGAUGAAGACCUCGGUGAACUCGAGGGUCUCCGUGACCAUGUCACCAAGACCGCUGGAUCAGUCCCCUACCUCGAAGAGUAUCUCACUACCCACACCUACCACAGUACCAUGUGUACUCUUGGUAUCACCUAUGUCUACCAAGCACGUCUACAAAACUACUCCAAGUUUGGUGAUACUCCUGCACUCCUCGAACCAGCUAUCCGUCAAUCCAAGGAAAACAUUGCCUUUGUUCACAAGUUGAUCGAUACCUAUGUCGAGAAUCCAAACACCCUCAUCACCAUCAUGGAGACACUCCUCGCCAAAAAAGAGUUGGCCAGUUUGGGUGCUGUUGGCAAGUUGGCUUUCAGCAAGCUUGACAAGUUCCGUGCAUUCCAAUCCGAUGUCAAAUCGACCGCCGAAAAGAAAAAGGUUCUCAGUGACGACAAGGAAGCACUCGACAAGCAACGUCGUCGUCUUCCAACCGAGAAGCACCGUCAAUUACGCCAGUUGAUUGCCAAGCAAAAGAUUGACGAGGCACGUCCAGACUUCCAACACGCCGAUGCCGACAAGUUUGCCCUACAAGUCGCCAACAUCCUCAUUUCAUCGGUAUCCAACCAAAAGUCUGCCUUUGAAGCAUCGAUCACAUCAAUGGACGAAGAGUCACUCCACACUGUCCCAGCCCAACGUCGUAAGCUUAUUGCUGAAAUCGAAGCAAUGGCCAAGAUGUGCGUGUCGUACAUCUCUUCACUCGAGACACUUAUGAAGUUUGCACAAGACUUGUUUGACAAGAAGGAAUAUGCAUUGGUCAUCCAAGUAGGUCGUGUAGUAGAGGAAAUCAUCGACGAGAAGCGUCUCUUGAUCGAGAGAAAGGAAGAGUUGACCAAGGAAUACCGUGUCCACCAACAACAAUACCUCCAACAAAAGGACGACACUUUACGUGCCAAGAUCCAAAUCCAAAUCGAUCGUACUUUGGCUGCCAGCGAAGCUCUCCGUCCACCAUACACCUACGACGAAAUCUGUCAACACACCCUCACCAUCACACAACUCAUCAUCAAUGCCGCCAACUUUGAAGAUUUGGGUGAAGUGAUCCGCGACCAAACCAUCGUUGCCUUCAAGGUUGACCCAACCGCCGCCAGAUGGGACGGUAUUAGAAACUUGUCGUCCGAAGAGGAAUGGGCCGAGAUCAAGGAACAAUUGGUCGUCUUUGUCAUGAAGCGUGAAGAAAAUCUCAACAGCAAGAUUGAGUUGCUCAUGAAGGACGGUUUGUUCAAGCAAUGCAUUGAAAUCUUCCCACACCCAAGCACCGAAGAAGAUGAAUUAAACACCCAAAUGAUGCUUUUGGAAAGCCUCUAUGAAGCAGUUGACCAACACUCGAUUCAACACUUGCCCGCCGUUCUCCCACUCAUCCACAAGUAUGCCAAGCGUUGCUACCAGGAAUGGAAGAGCGAACGUCUCGAAUCACUCUUUGACGUGCUCCAAAGACGUUAUCCAGAAGAGAUUGCCAAGAUGUUUGAGGCUGCCGUAGACAUGAUCCUCGUCAACAUUCUCCAAUCACAAUACCCAGCCCUUUUGACCAUGCUCAAGACAUUCAAGAAGCGUAUGGUUGUCACACUCGGUCUCGAACCAUUGUGGCUCAAGUUCCUCGAAUCAUUCAAGCAAAAGAACAAGUCCAAAAAGAGAUUGAUUCAAAUGAUCAACCUCAUUGGCGACAGUGUAUGGCAAAUCGAACAACCAAACAAUCCACAUCCAGUCCAAAAAAAGAAAAAAGGCUCAAUCCAACUCUGCAGCCGCUGUCCCAAUUAA
This is a messenger RNA of Cavenderia fasciculata, 4335 nucleotides long. RefSeq lists its product as uncharacterized. The transcript has 3 exons. The record is from RefSeq and is a predicted model, not a curated record. The coding region runs from base 1 to 4335 and encodes 1444 amino acids. Lineage: Eukaryota; Evosea; Eumycetozoa; Acytosteliales; Cavenderiaceae.